CGUGGAUAUAUUUACGACACGUGACAGUUUGUGUGCGGUGACUGAUCUGGAUAAAUUUCAAUUGAAUCAGGGACUGUAUUUCUCGUCGGAUUGGAACAAAAAGCGUCCACGAUGUCCUCGGAGUACUCGUUCUGCAGCGAAGGAGGAUUCGACGAGCUGUCGAGUUCCUCGGACUCGGGGUUCGACGUCAGCUUCGAAUCGCCUAAACACGAGAUCCAAGCCGAGUGCCUCUUCCCGCCGGCGAAAGAAGAAAAGAGGAAGAAAACUCGGAACACGCGGUGUAAGAGCCCCACGCAGGUGCUCCGGCUGAAAAGGAACCGUCGCAUAAAGGCGAACGAUCGCGAGCGUCAUAGGAUGCACACGCUGAACGACGCGUUGGAGCGGUUGAGGAUGGCGUUGCCGACUUUCCCGGAGGACACGAAGCUCACGAAAAUCGAGACGCUGCGUUUCGCCCACAACUACAUUUGGGCGCUGUCGCAGACGCUGGGCAACACGGAGACCGGCGAGAUCACGGUGAACGUGGGCAACGUGACGGUGAGCAUCGGCGAGAACGGGAACAUGAUCACGUCGUCGACGGGAAGCUGCGCGGUGGCCGCCCAGAAGCGGCUCGGCCCGUCCCACAACGCGUUCCCCUAUCCGCAGGAGAGAUUCGUCCCCGAAUGGCAAGAAUACGACUGCUACAGCGACCAGAGCGUCAGCCCGCCGAUGCAGUACCAGCCGUGCUACGACCAGAGGAUGUACCACGCGCAACACCAGCUGCCGCCGACCCACCACAUGGGCCACAACAACAUGUACCAGUGUCUUUAGGAAACGUUUUUCGACGGUGCGAGGUUCAAUUUACUUCGAAUCCGCGAUGACCCACUUGCUUGAAGUCCGCACGGUUCAAUUUAUCUGAUAUCUGUACGGGUACGAUGACGACAGUGAAAAUAAAACGACCGGGCCAAGUGAACGCGCGAGAAAGAGAGUAAUCUCGGUGUUAGGGGUGUUAUCAUAGCGGCGUUGGAUAGAGGAGGUUUUUGCGAUUAAAAUGAGUCCAAACACGAUAGUGAUCGAAUCAGAAAAAGCUUAUCACUAGAUACAGGGUGGUCGAAAUGUCUUGACCGCUAUUCCUUGCGUUCGAUAAUAGGAGAAAUCGAUACAAAAUAUCGGGGAGGAACGUUGUAUCGUUUGAAUGGACAAUUGUGACGAUGAUGAAACGAUCGUAAUCUUUGUUAUUUCAAUUCGUCAAUGUUUUGAUCGCGUGUAGUCAAGAUGCAUCCAAUGACCCGUAAUCAGUAACCAAAAAAAUACUUCGCCUCGCUUUUCUUCUCAAAUGAUCGAAGACAACUGAAUUACUCAAACUCUCUCUCUCUCUCUCUCUCUCUCUCUCUCUCUCUCUCUCUCUGAUCGAAUUAUUCUGCUCACCCUGUAGAUCAGUUUAUUAAUUAACCGUAGAUUGGCUUAAACAAAUGCGAAUUGCGUCGUGUUUGGACUCAUUUUAAUCGGAAAAAUCUCGGCUAUCCGUUGCCGCUACGAUUACAAAGAUAACGUUGAAUUUCUCUCCCGCGUGUUUAUUUUUUUACCGGUUGCGGGGUCCAUUUAAAUGCCGAAACUCGUCCGUCGGCGAUUGUAAAAAUGAUUAGGCCAGUGCGAGCGGUGAUCGUUAUUUACUUUGUAAGAGAGUACUCUAUAUGAAACGAAUUUCUAGGAUUAAGCGAUAAGAUUCUUUAUGAUUAUGAUGGCAACGCCUAAACUCUUGCCCGUUCUUCGAGUCGCAGCUUUAAUUUGACCAGUCUACGAUCGGCGUAGGAAUUACUGCGCGCUGAUUGGCUGACGCUGAUCGGCUGACGCGUGGGUCGCUGGACCCAUUCGCGAUUGGAUGCGCAGCAGAGUGGUGGGGAUGGAAACACUAUAUUAGGCGAGUGAAACGUGCAGAAGCUUAGGCGUUGCUGCUUUCUAUUCCGCCAGGCACGUACUACGAACCGCGUUCCUUUUUCUUUCUAGUCAUCGAUCAUUCUCGGUUUGAUCUCGAACGAUUGAUCUCAUCCCUUGUUUCUAGGUUUAGCGUAAGCUUAGCGCGCGACUCCGCCAGUGCUCUUAUUGUAUUGUGAAACCGCCGAUUCAGGGAAUAUAUAUUGUACAGAAUUUAUAUCUUAUAUCAAUAAAUCAUAUUUUAACUA
This is a messenger RNA of Megalopta genalis, 2159 nucleotides long. RefSeq names its product basic helix-loop-helix neural transcription factor TAP (gene tap). Gene Ontology annotation, molecular function: E-box binding; DNA-binding transcription factor activity, RNA polymerase II-specific; protein dimerization activity. Gene Ontology annotation, cellular component: nucleus. Gene Ontology annotation, biological process: sensory organ development; axon development; positive regulation of transcription by RNA polymerase II. NCBI's taxonomy places the organism in Eukaryota, Metazoa, Arthropoda, Insecta, Hymenoptera, Halictidae. The record is from RefSeq and is a predicted model, not a curated record.